AUGUCCACUCCCAACGAUAUUCAGGCUCUCCUGGCCAGCAUUCGGCCUCGCCCGUCGCCGCCCAAUGCUCCUAGCCAGGAUCAGUAUCAGCAGCAGCGCCCGCAGCAGUCAUACCCGCCCGGCAUGUUCCCACCUCACCCCCAGCAGCAGCAGCAACAACCCUAUGAUGGCCAGAGUUACCCCCACCCCGGGCGUCAUGGCUAUCACCACCCUUCGGUCUCCUCUGCAGUCCACAGUCCUUCGCCUAUGAACACUCCGCCUCACCAUGGUUCUGAUAUCCUCAGUCCCAAUGUGUCGACUCCUCAGGGCGAUCGGGGUUCUCAGCACCAGAUGCCCCAGAACCUGAACAACCCGGAUCGUGCGGCGAGUCUUCUCAACUUGCUUCGAUUCAGUCAGGGCCCCGGCACCGUCCCGCAGCCGGCUUCGCCUGUUGUUCACGAACAAGAUCGAUCUCCUCCUAUCCAGGAGACGACCUCUCCUCACGGACGAAACAUUUCCGCGUCGGAUCUGGUCGCCUCCCUCUUUGGUGGUCAGGGUGCUGCUGCCCACGCUGCUCCUCCCGUGCCUCACGCAGAAGAGCCAGCUCAUUCUGAAGGACCGAGUGAGAACACUCAGGACAUGCUCCUUCGUCUGCUCAACCGGUCCCAGUCCGGUGCGAACACUGCUGAGGCACCUGCUCUCGUGGCUGCAAGCCAGCCCGCCGCCCCACAGAACCUCUCCGGUGAAGAAUACGUAGAGGAGGACGGAACCGAAGAGAGCGCCGGGGAGUUCUUGGAGCCCAGCCCUAAGGCUGCGAAGCCGGAAACGGUCGCGCCCUCGGCUUCCAAGGGCUCCAUGUUCACCUACACCAACCCAUUUGAGCAGCUGGCCGCUAUCUCUCCUCAGGCCAAGUCUCCCCAGCCGACCUCGGGUGGUCACACUCCGGUUGUCGAGGCUCCUGUCGUUGAGGCAGUAGAGAAGACCACUGUUCAAGUCGCUGCCGAAGCUGCACCCGCCCCCGCUCCCGCCCCCCAGCCGGUGCGGUCUAACAAGAAGAACUCCGAGCCCAUUCUGGAGCCUGUCCAGCGUCAGGCGCUUGAUGGUGUGGUUGGGCGCCUCGUGGACGAGAUUGGUCGCUCUCUUAGCAUUGGCGAAUCCAAGCUUUCCCAGAAGACUGAAACCGUAUCUCCCACUACCAAGGAGGAGUCCACCGAGGCGGUCAUCUCAUCUAUCGCCAGCAACCUGCGGGAGACCGCAGCCGAGGCAAAGGACACUGAUACCUCGGACGAGGUGACUGGACCCGAGACCACCGACAUGGGUCCCGCCACCACCGCCGCUCUUGCGAGCGACAAUGAGAAUGCAGAGGCUUUGCUUGAUAGCUGGGAAAGUGCCGAGGACAGCGCUGAAAAGGAGGAAGAGCGUAUUGUCUCGGUUCACAACUUCCCCCUGAAGCCUUUUAUCUCCAUCACCGUUAAGCCGCAAUCUGGAAAACUUGCGACUUUCCGCGAUGAUGGCAUCAUGGAUAUCGCCCGUCUUAAGAAGGAGUUUGAUCAACUGGAUCGCUCCCUGACCGCUGCCACUUCUGAGUAUAUCGUGUAUGCUCUUGCGAAGACCGGUGGCAUCCGAGUCAUUCGCCAGGAUGAUGGCACUGAUCGUCAGGUGUUCCGGUCUACUCGGGACCGUGUGUUCAACGUCGCUUUGUGCACGGCUCCUUCGUCAUCUGGCACCUCUGAUGAGCAGGCGAUUCUCGGCAUUGGUGUCAGUGGCACAGUGUACUGGGCUUUGAUCUCCCGCCACUCGAAGGACCUGUUCGAGCUGGAUGCCUUGGAGCGAGAGAGCUUGAUCUUCCCUCCUUUCCCGGCCUCUGACGAGAACACCUCUGGUGGCCAGCUGAAAACGCGGGCUAAACGGAGCACUCGUCACCCUGAUUUGUUUGCCAUUGGCCGUGGUAAGAACAUCUACGUCGUCUCCCCCCAGUCCGCGAUGAACCCUGUCUAUGGUAUCAGCGGUUCUCAGCGCACCGUCAACACCGAGAAGUUCUUCAAGGAGCGUGCUCUGAAGAUCUCGACUGGCAAAGCUGGCAAGGACUUUGCUUUCAGUGACGAUGACUCUGUGAUCGCCUCUCUCGACAAGACAGGCCGUUUGCGUUUCUGGGAUAUCCGUGAUUUCCUGGAGAACAACUCUACUGAAGGCCCCGCGCCCAAUGAGAUCCGGGUCCCCCUGAAUACCUUCGUUACGGGCUCUCCGGCUGAGAAGUCGUGGCCUACGUCGGUACUCUUCCUGGAUAAGCUCCGCCCUUACUCGCGAUCCAUGGCGUUGCGGUAUGUCUUGGUCGGCCUUAAGCAGAACCACACCUUGCAGCUCUGGGAUAUUGGGCUUGGUAAGGCAGUGGAAGAAGUCAAGUUCCCUCACGAGAACGAAUCGGAUGCCAUUUGCAGUGUCGCAUACCACCCCUCCUCUGGUAUCAUCGUCGUCGGUCACCCGACCCGCAACUCUAUCUACUUCGUUCACCUCUCUGCGCCGCGUUACAACCUGCCGCCAAUGCCGCAGGCGGCUUUCGUCAAGGCUGCAAGCGACAAGGAGAGCACGCUGCCCAAGCCUGAAUCGACGGCCUGCCUCAGUGGAAUCCGCGAGAUUUCUCUCGGUUCCAAGGGCCAGCUGCGAAGCUUGGAGCUCCUUCCAAUCUCCAAGUCGGCUUCUGACAAGCGAGACCAGGACACUGGCUUGUUCGAAUUGUAUGUGAUGCACUCGCAGGGAGUGACUUGCCUGAACGUCAAGAAGGAGGACCUGGGAUGGUCCUCUGAUAACAAAGUGAUUCGCCCGGUGGAUGGUCUGGAGGAAGGAGUGAUUGAUAUCGCUGACCUUCAGGCGUUCCCGAGCUACGUGACCGAUGAUCCCUCGGUCAAUGGCGAUGCUGCUUCUACUCUGUCGAAAGCUACCAAGGAGCAGCAGCCGGCGAAGAAGACCGACAACGCUGUGGAAUCUACUGCUGGUGUCGUUCCUUCGCGUAACGCAUCGCCGACUAAGCCUGUGAAGAAGACGGCUGGAGGGGACCAGACCGAAAACGUGACCAGCUCCGGCAGCGCCGAAAAGAGCGACAAAAAGAAAAAGAAGAAGAUUGCUUCUGCCAGCUCUGCUAUUUCUGAGGCUACGGUGAAGGCAAAGGAACCAACUGCGACGGCGGGGGUUGAGCCGCUCCUGCCUAGUCAGCAAUCCACUCACCCAGGUAAGUACAGACUCACUUGUUUACCUUCCAACAUCCUCAACCCACUCACAUCCACCCCCUCAGCCAUCCCCACGACCACUCCAAUGUCGACCUACGACCUCGACCAGCAUCUCAGCUUCAUCCAGACUUCGGUCUCGGAAAGUCUGUCUCGAAACAUGAACAGUCAGCUCGAUAGCCUCUUCCGCCGCCUCGACCUGGAGCGACGCGACUGGGAUGCGGCUGCUUCCGCUAAGCAGGAGGAGGUCCUGCGACUUGUCUCUCGAACCCUGAGCGACAACGUUGAGAAGAACUUGGGCCGCAUUGUCAGUGAACGCAUCCAGGAAGAAAUUCUUCCUGUCGUGAUCGAGCACAUCUCUGCGGACAUCAACCGCAAGCUUAACACUCUCGUCGCCCCCCACGUCUCGACCCAGGUUGUCUUUGCCAUCAAAAACGAGGUGCGCGAGAAUCUCCCCAUCAUUGUUCAUGGUGCUCUCAAGGAUGCAAACUCCUUGAAGCCUCUGGCCGACGCGACCAUGCACCUGCUGGCUCCCCGUCUCGAGUCAGAGCUGUCCAAGGCCAUGAACAGCGUCGUCCUUCCUGCGAUCGGAGAAUUGUCUCGCCGCAACCAAAAGCUGGAGUCCGACAUGGAGCGCCACCACGUUGCUCAGAUCCGACACCUCGAGACGAUGCGUGCUCAGGAUCAGGACAAGCUUGAUGAGAUGGCUACCAUGAUUCGCAGCCUCUCGAACACUGUGACUGCUCUUGCCGCCAACCAGAACAACCGGAUUGAGCAGGGCAACAACGUCAACGCGACACAAGUUCCCUUUGCUCGCCCUGUUGAGCGACACCAGAACGCCGCCCAGGCGCAGGUGUCGUAUGGAUCCCCUCACCCAGCUGUUUCCGCUGCCAUGGCUCCUGUUCCCGGUGCCGCCCCUAUGUCCACUCACGCACCCGGUCGUGUCCUAUCCUCUGCUGGUCUUUCCGUCCCAGCUGGUCCGGCCAACUAUGAUGGUCUCACUCCCGAACAGGCCGAGUUGGCGGAGAUCGCCGAAUUGAUGCGCGUUAACCGAUUCGAGGAUGCCUCGGUUAAGUGGAUCCGAUCUAACCAGCAGGCCGAUCUUUUUGACAACUACUUCAUUCGCGUUAACCCCACGUACCUCGAGCGCCUUCCUGGAGUUGUCCUGCUGUCCAUCGGUGUCGCCGUUACCUCGUCUCUCUCGACCAAUGUGCAGGCGCGUCUCAACUGGCUGAAGCUCGUCUUCCGACACCUCACUCUUCGGGUACGUAUUCUCAACACCGUGCGUCCGUAUUGGAGCCCACCUGUGGUCCCCUUUGUCGACUGUCAGGUCCUGUCUAACCCCCGUACCCUGCAGGAUGCCGAUCUUCGCGAGGUGCUACCCGACAUCAUGAACAUUCUCUCCGAGCGUCUAAACACCCUGUACCUGCGCAUUGCUGAGCGCAACCCCAACGACCAAACCCUCCGGCUGAUCGCUCCCCUCGCUCGCACUGCUCAUGACCUCCAGGUUCAGUGCCACUAA
Molecule: messenger RNA, 4722 nt
Organism: Penicillium argentinense
Lineage: Eukaryota; Fungi; Ascomycota; Eurotiomycetes; Eurotiales; Aspergillaceae
Exons: 2
Coding region: 1-4722 (1573 amino acids)
Biological process (GO): deadenylation-independent decapping of nuclear-transcribed mRNA
Cellular component (GO): P-body
Molecular function (GO): protein binding
Source: RefSeq, a predicted model, not a curated record